Molecule: messenger RNA, 6593 nt
Organism: Porites evermanni
Lineage: Eukaryota; Metazoa; Cnidaria; Anthozoa; Scleractinia; Poritidae
Source: the annotation of a GenBank genome assembly
AUGGAACUGGACGUACCGUCGGUGGAAAGCGACGCGAGCCUCAGCAAAACAGACACUGCAAGUGAUACUGAAGAUAUCACUCAACCAGGUAUGUAUUUUCAAGGCUGGUUAAAGUUAUUAUUACAACUACUGUAUCACUGCACGCUUGUGCGAUGUCCUGUUUGUCAACCGCUUGAAUAGACGAUUUUAGUAUGCUGCCCUUUGAGUGAACAUGAGGCUGAGCCGGUUGCGCUUGCUUUGAGUCAAACCUCUUGCUUUUCUUACGUAAAUUAUGCUAAAAAAAUACAAGUUAGCUUUAGAACAACACGGAGAGUUGUAUCAAAACAAGGUCAACUCCAGCCUCGUUUCCAUCCAUAACUGUCUGCAUGAUCUGGGACAGGCAGCAUGAGGGGAGGGGGGAGGGAGCUUUCGGAUUGUUAAUGGAAUGCUCACCAGAGUAACAUUUCUUUAGUGCAAAUGAGGGUGGAAGGAAUGUUAUUUAUGGUAGAAGGCCAUAUCAUAAGCACUAAGCAACACCUAAUUUGUAGUUUCACCUAAAUUUCUCAUGAAAAUGGUUUUUGUAGGCAGGCAUGGAAAUGCUAUUCAACAAGUCAUCCACAUACCGUCAGCUUCAGAUAACAACUCCAGACCCAUAGGAAUAACAGUGCAGCGUAGAUAUUCCUCUUCUGAGGAAUCAGACAACGAAAUUACAGUUGAAGAUGACAGCAGGGCUGCAGGAUACAUCAAUGGUAAGUUUGCUAUAAAAAGGGAUGAUACCCCUUAUAUAAGCCCUUAAUCCUUUGUUUCAAACUCGUCCGUACCCUAAAACAAAGGGAAAGAAAAUUUAAACAAGGAUAAAAUUAAACCACAACAUAUGCAUGUGCUUUAUUUACUCGCAGGUUUUUUGUUUCAAGCUGAAUAAACCUAUCUGUGACCAGUACAAUCACAUGACUGCAGUUUUGGGGGAUGCUCAUCAAUUGUUUGUUGUUUUUGUGGGGGUAAAAAAAGUGGUGGUUCACAGAAAAAGGUUCUCAGGUUACUGUUGCCAAGAACCAGUGAUAAACUCAACUUAAUUACCAUAUUUACCCAUGGAUAGGCCACACUUUUUUCUCCUGAAAAAAUGGGACUGAAAUUAGUGUUGCGGCCUAUACGCGGGUACAAGCAUUUUGACACCUCAUUAAUAUGCAAGAGAUCUCACGGUCGUACACUAAAUUGGCGUUUUAAUGUUCGCUUUCAAUUGUUACUAACUUACAACACAUACAACUAAACACUAAGUCCAUAUCUUCUAAGAAUCUUGAUUUUGUCUUUAAGUAUUCUGUACAUAAAAUGUUAGUGAAAAGGCGUUUCAGUUUAUAGUUUGAAUAUUUUCACGUUCAUGUAGUAAUUAUUGUCAAAAAUGAAUUUGUUGUUGAUUUCAAACUCUGGUUUAUUUAUCCUGGUACUUGACCUCACUAUUUUUUUUUUCCAUGAAAACUAUUGAAAGUUUGGGGUGCGGCCUAUAUGCGGGUAAAUACGGUAUGUAUUAUAUUUUGCACCUAUAUUUUUUGUAGAAUCCAGAGGUAAGUACUAGCAUAGCUGUUUGUCCAACCAACUGUACCCUCCAUUCUGUUCUAUUCUUAGUACUUUUCAAUGAUGUUACUUUGUUUUGAUCAGGUUUGGCCCCACCUGAAGUGCUACUGAAGAACUACAGAAGGCAAGCACGUGAAUUUGCAAACAUGGGAGAUGAGAGAGCUGUGUAUGAUCGUGUGCGCUGUGUGGCCUUAACUAGAAUUAUUUAUGGAGACAAUCACUGGAAGCUGGCAAAAGCUUAUUCCAAGUUGUCACAGGCAUAUCUUGAAAUAAGAGGUAGCUAGGUAUAUUUAGUACAAUACAUAUGUAAGUAGUUUGUAAUUAAACUUCAGCCGACUCCCGAUAACUUGAACCAUCUAGGGGAAUGGAAAAAAGUUUGAGUUAUCUGAAGUUUGAAGCAAAUAACUGGAAAAAGGAAAUAAGCAAAUGGAUGGCGAGGGAAUGCAAGUAUCGUGCACACUUCACUUCAAGGGCAGUAAGCUGGGAUAAAGAUUGACAUUUUAACAAAGGAAUUAAGCAACAAAGCUUACAGCCCUGGAUGGACACUGAAUUUGAACUAGAGUGACAAAAAAGUAAAAACGAAUAUUUGGCACAGUUGUUUUUGAAAUAUAUCCAAUGUUUUGACUUCAGUACACUGUUUUUUUUUACAACUUGUCACACACUGAAAACAUAGUUUGAGUUAUCAAGGGUAAAAUUACAGUGAAGGAAAUCCAGGGGAAAUUAACUAUUCAUGUAGUUCGAGUAAGUGAGGGUUCGAGUUAUCAGGAGUCAACUGUAAUAGGUUAUGGGACAAGCCAUCAAAAUAGACAGAGAAAGACUUUUUAAUCCUGUCACUGAUUAAACUUUCAAUACCCUACAGUCAAAUUUGGAGGAGACAGCGUGACCAAGUGGUCAGUACAUUGGAUUCAAAAUCCAGUUCUCCUGGUUUCGAGACCCUCUCUAGCCACUUGCUGGAUUUGUUCUCUGUUGUCCCAAGUUAAAGCCCUUGACAACCCUUUUAAAUAGCCAACUGGUUGCCAGUUGGGUUUUUUAAUUCUGAACAUUUAUAUUAUGUUUGAAUUAUUUGUUUCAAAUUAUUUGAGUGGAGUGCUUGUAAACUAGCUGGAUAGUAGGGCGAAGUGCACUUUUUACCAGAAAAAAUCCUUUCACCUUUGACCUUUAAAUUUGCAAAAUUUGCACCAGAAGCAGAUGCAACCACCUGUCAAAAGGUUGAUCAUUGGGGACCAAUUCUAGUGAAAAUGUUUAAACUAUCACCUGAAGCUGAUCUUAGUUGUUUAGGUUCCAGCAUUUUUUUCAAGGGGGAAGCUCAUGUCAAGAGGUGGUUGUGUGUAAGUGGUGGAAAGACAUGAAAGUUUUUGGCAUAUUCAUGAUAUUCAUAUAGUCAAAUUUCCUUAAUACAGACACUAAAGGGACACAUCCAAAUGUCCAUUAUACAGAUCAGAGGUGUCAAUUUGUUCUAGGAACAGCUUUGAUUCUCAUUUUUGGAAGCAGGAUAACUGCCCAUAAUUAAGGGGUGUCUGGAUUAUGGAGGAAUCUUUAGCAGGAGUUCUUCAUAGAAGUACUUAUUCAAGACUCAGCUUAUCACAAUUUUGGCUCUUGUUUUUUUUUUCAUAGGAUUGGCUCAACAAGCCCUGUUGCAUGCUGGAAAUGCACGUGAUGUGUUACUAGCAGCAGAUGCAGCUAAGCAACAAGGCAGACAAGUUUACGAGAGAUCAGAUGUUUUACCUGUCAUGGAGUUAAUAUACCUCACAAUGGGCCAGGCUCAGCUUGCCUUGAAGAAGUAAGUUGUGAAAACCCUCUGAAAUUUAACUCCAGACCUGAACAAUAAACCAUGGAGUUCAGGCCACCCAAACUCACAUGACAAGGAAGUGUGAUGUGUAGUGAUAUGAAAAAUUCUUCCUUGUGGGGAAGAUUUGCUCAGAGGUACAUGUUUUAGUUACUCAUACUGGAUGGGUGAGGUUGCAUUAGGGUCAAGGUUUUAUAGAGGUUGAAGGACUUAAGCUGUUGAAAAACAUUUGAAUCCCUCUUCCAAAACACUGCUGCCACCACCAUGCACCACCACUGUUGCUGCUGUGAUGUACCACUGCAUUCAGGUGUCUCUCAGAGAACUUCCCGGAAAGGUCCAGUGGUAGGCAACUGAAUUAUCAAUAUCAUGCCGUGGAAUCCAGAAAUGUUUUCGCAAGUAAAAUUGACUUGGUUACAUGCACUGCAGUAGGACGUUUGAUUACCAUCUGUUUCAAUAAGCAUGCAACACUGAAAUAGAUACUGUUGCUUCAUACAAAACUAAAGGUUUUUGGUAGAGGCUUUUUAUCUGAAACAGUUCCCAAAACAAUUUUUGUUCAAACUAAAGAUGUUAAAAACGUUGGUAGAAGCAAUGUAAUUUCCUUUUGUUUUAUAUAGCACUCAGAAGGCAGAGCACACCUUAAAAAAAGCAGAAGUAGUAUCAAGAGAAAGAGAAGAACUUGGAUUUGAAUACCGUGAUCCGCAGAGGAGACUCCAAAUACUUAUGUCACUUGGGCGGGUCAGUCUGAAGGCUCACAAGACGGGAUAUGCUUUGGAGUCUUUUGAAAAGGUACAGUAUCGUAUGAUUGUUAUCUGACCGUGUACUCUAGAUAUUGUAAGAUCUGUUUUUUACGACUUUACCCUUCUUUACUAUGAUCCGCAUCAAGCACUUCCCAAGGGAAAAAAUCCCGGAAAUUCCCGUCGUCAAAAUUGACUCCAGUAUUGAUUGCGAGACAGAAAAACGCCCUAUAAACGAAGAAUAUCGAUGCAAAUCAAGUCGAUAAGUUAACACAUAAUUUGACUUAUAACAAGAUUGCAAAAAAUACCUAAUCCAUUGCUCUGGCAUAGAAGAGCAAACUAAUUAUGUCAUCGCGCGUGAAUAAUUUCACGCACGAGGGAGGAGACACACGGAGGCAACUGAGACAAAAACUCAUAUUACUGUAAUUUUAAAGUCGAAAACUUCGAUCUCACACCACGGACCAAUUUCUUAAACCGUGAGGAAAAAUGUACGCCAUUACAGCCAGAACUUACACAUUCGUGAGAAAUUUAUAAAGUAAAUAAACUAGACUAGAACCAACUCGAGAAAAGAAAAGUCCUUUGAGUGAUAGUACUUCCCUCCCACGGAAAUCUUUGGAACUUCUUCGGAAUUGAUCGGAAUACUUUUCAGGAUGAAAAAACUGAUGCCUCAAAAUGUUGGCAGGUUUUUUUUUCCUGAGAAAUUCCAAAUAAUCAUGGGUCCUUUGUUAUUAUCUUCAUCAUCAUCAUUAUUAUUUCUGAUUGGUUUUUCCAACUUUGUGUUUAUUUCUUAAGGCACUCGAAAUUGCCCGGACACAGUACGGUGAAGGUUAUCAUAAUCAGUAUCAGUACAGGGGCGGAUCUAGGGGGAGGGUGCCGGGGGUGCGCACCCCUCCCCUUCGAGAUUACCUGCGGUUUUCUAAUACAACUGGUAUUCUGCACAAAAAAAACUAUGUGGUUUAUUGGUGUUGAAGUAGAGCAAGAGACGAGUGCACCCCCUCCUAAAAAAAAUCCUGGAUCCGCCCCUGCAGUAUCAUCAUCACCUUCACUGUCGUCCUCCUCCUCCUCCUCCUCCUCGUCAUGAUCAUCAUUAUCGUCACUAUCAUCAUCAUUAUAAUUAACGAUUGGUUUUGCCAACUUUCUGUUUAUUUCCUAAGGCACUAGACGUUGCCCAGACACAGUACGGUGAAGGCAGUAAAGAGCUUAUUCCCAUUUACCAGUGUUUAGCCCGAGCAGAAAGUAGCCAUGGUGAUUCAUCCAGCCAUGAAAGGGCCACAAAACAUCUGUUAAAAGCCCAUGAUAUAUGUAUAUCAAGGUAGUGGCUUUCAAAUCGUAUGCACGUUGUUGUGAAAAUUCCAUUAUCCUGCGACUUUGUGAUUUGCGGUGCAAUUCUGUUUUUUUAUUUCACUGUUUAAGUUUACUUUAGCACAAAUGGGCAGUUUUUUCUCUUAAAUUAAUAAGAGUUACCUCUGUAAUUAUACAAAGACAGUUUUAUGUGCGACUGGCUCUAUUGAACAGACAAAAAAGAGAGUUACCUAUUGCAAGCAAAGAAGAGAGAGGUCUAACUUUAUUUGUUAUACUUACUUUUACUAGCACCAGGAGCCUAUGAUAGCCUCCUGCUAGAACUUAAUUUCGCGAAAAUGUAGUCCUAUACAAUUGGCAAAAUUCUUUAGACUUAAGUUUCGCGAUUUUAGCAAGAAAUCGUGUUGAAAGGAAGAAAAAAAAAAUUUAAAAAAAAUUGCUGAAGUCGUCCGAAUGAGGACACAGCUCUUUUCACUAUAGGCCAGGCCACAGCUUUGAUUUCAGCAUUUUCGAUUGUGAUAAAACACCAGCUUAUGAAUGUAAGUUUGUUAGAGUGGAUCGCCAGAAACUUUUUCCCAACAAUUCAGCGCUCAGGAGAAAAUUGUAGGUUUUCCACAUAUAAUCAUGAUUCCCGGCAUGUAACCACUCUGAAUAGCUAGCAUUUUCCGUUUACAUGUUUCCAGUUCCACUUCACUCCUCCAUUCGGUAACAUGGCUGUCAACCCUCUACGUCUUCAAAUGUUCAGAAUUGAUUCGGAAGGAAGGAUAGACGACAUGAUAACGCACGGCACAUGACGUCAUUUGUGCAAAAAAAAAAGACAUUGACUCCGAUGGUCGCGAAUUUGCGAUGGCACAAAGCGCGCGAAAAAAAAUGUCGUUGGCUUUGUAACAUUUGACCUGGUUGGUUAACUACCUACCAAUCACAUAAUUGCUAAUAUUACAAUGGCAUACCGGAGUUUAUGAGGAAAUGUCGAUGUUAACAGUAAAUUAGCUCAAACAAUGCAAAAUAUUUGAAAUUUUCUUGUCGGAAAGUGAGUCAAGAAAUGGCGAUUAUCCAGGAGAUUUCAGACUCUAAUCUGGAGACCGGAAGAUAAUCUGGAGUCUCCCGGACUACCCUGUAGAGUUGGCAGCACUGCGGUUAUCCUGUCACCACGGAGUUGGAUUGUGGGUACGUACAAUGGCAAACGUUAUUGUUUUGUUUACAUUUUUAUCCUAUUUCUUGGCAGG